CAAAUUUGGCCAGAACGAAAGGGUGUCUGAGUACUAAUUUUGACAUGACAGCUCUUUAAUGCAUUGUGGUGUCAAUCGAAACGAUUACUUUGCUCUUUCCAUAACAUGUCUGGAUAUCCUCACUCACAGAAGGGCUUUAACAAAGAUUCUAAUAGAAAUCCAACAGAAUUGGAACAAUCGUCUGUUUUCACACCUGAACUUGGUCAUGUCACUGAACCCAACUCAUUCCAUUUCGAGAAUUUGACAUCGUCAGUAAACGACUCCAGUCGAAAACCUAAUAAAUUUGUACCUCCUCGAAUCGAAGAAAUUCGAACAGCAUCUUCUUCGUUACCUAGAUCAGCAAUGAACUCUCCCCGUUUAUCACCUACACGACCUGGUACACCAAUAAAUCCUGAAGAGGAUGGACGUGUAUCUCCAACUUCACUGGCACAAGUCAUGGAGUCACAGGAUCCUCACCAUCUUUUAGAUAUUGUAAAAAAUCUCGUGCGUACACGUCAUGGCAGUGUCCUAUCUCGUAAUACGAUUUUGAAAAUGGAUCAUUUUGAGAAAGGUGUAAAUACCAAGCUAGAUUUUCAUCUUCAAGGUGCACCAAACUUUCGUGUCGCAGCUUUGAAUGUAUACGGUGUCGCACAACCAACUGCUAAUGGACUGUCUACCGUUCUGACAUUGCUUAAUUGUCACCCUUGCAGUACUUUGAAGAAUUCUUGUACUUGGUUCUUAACCAGAGAAGAACCGUUAAUCUAUUUAAAUGGAAAUCCGUAUGUUCUACGUGAUUAUGCAAAUCCGUUACACAACAUGGUGUCAUUUUUGGGCAUAAAUGGCAACAGAUUGGAGAAGCUUGAAGAACGGUUAAAAGCCGACGUAUUAAGCGAAGCAAAAUCUUUGAAUGGGCUUAUUUUGGUCCACCAAGAACUCACCGAUGGUACUAUCGUACCUUGCUUUAUUGCAGCUGAUCAGAUACAAACCCCAAGGGAAUUGUUCGAGGAAUUUUCUAACAAGAAUUAUAGGUUGAAAUACUUUCGAAUUCCAAUUUCUCCUGAGCAAGCUCCUGAAGAUAACUACUUUGAUGAAUAUGUGAGAGUCAUAAAGACCUUAAAGCCAACAGAUCCGCUUAUCUUUAACUGUGGCAUGGGUGUUAUUAGAACUACGGUUGGUAUUGUGAUCGCACAAGUUAUCAGACGCGCCCAACUACUUGAGAUGAAUGCUCCAGAUCCUUUCCCAUUGCCAGGGUGGGUAUAUUCAGAAUUGCCGCAGAAUAAUCAAAACACUCGGUUGGUCGAGAAUAUAGCAAACGGCUUAUUGAAGGAUUGGGAAGAAGUAGACUCUAUGGAACAGAAAAAUCAUGCAUUAUUAAGACUAGUUUAUAUAUUAGAGCAAGGGCUCGAUUCGAAGAUGUCCUCUAAAUCUGCUGUCGAAUGGGCUCUAGAACGUGGUAAUUUGAUUGAAAGGCUAAAGGAGGCCAUAAUGGGCAAUUACAACGUUAUUACUUCCUUAACAGCGGUUCUUGACAGCGGUAAUUUCAGCAAAAGAUUGAUGGAUAAUAUUAUAGACCAAUCGGAUGCUGUCGUCAACUUACGCGAGGAUAUCCUUAUGAACAGAAUUAAGCAGACGACACAGCAUCAAAAGUCAUCAGAUUAUGCUUCUACAGAUAAUUUCAUAUCUAAAGCCGUUGCUGGUCUUCAUCGUUACUUCUCUUUAUUAUGCUUCACAGCCUAUAUUAAUGAAUCAUCUGAUACGGACUUUGGAGUCAAAUUUUCUGAGUGGCUACGAUCGAGAUCAGAAAUAUGGACUAUGCUGCAGACAAUUCGUCGAAAAGGCUCCAAGCUGUAUCUAUUACGGCCUGUAGAGGAUUUGCACCGAUUGAGGAUCUCAAACAAUAGUCAUAAUAUUUUAGUCAAUGGUCGCUUUGGUCGAAACAGAUUAGGCUCAAGCCCUGGUAUGUUUGAAAUGACAGGCGCAGGUGGUCAGCUCGGCUCUGUAGCUUCCGAAGUGGAAGAAUUCAUCUUAAAAUCACGGACAGGUGUUGUACUUACUUCUCAAACCAUCCUAAAAGUUGAUUUCUGGAACCAUGCCAACGAUCAGUUCGAUGCUGAAGAACAUAAUCAACUGCAAAAGUUACCAACACCGGGAGGCGUCAGCACCGAAGAAGAUGAUUGCAAUGAAGCUGUCAAUAAACGGCGCCAGCGUCACCACAUUUUCUUGGUAGAAGGCGGCUCUAAUUUCCGACGCAUCAAGCAUACUCACAUUUAUGGUAUUGCUCAGCCUACCGUAGAUGGAUUACGAAGUGUACUGCGUCGCUUACUUCAUGAUCAGCCCAAGAACGACAAAAUUCUUUGGAUCAAUUUGCGCGAAGAGCCUAUCAUUUACAUCAAUGGCAUUCCUUAUGUGCUUCGCGAUAGAUACUUCACUCUACGUAAUAUAAGAGUAUAUAAAGGCAUCACUGGGGCUCGGCUAGAGCAACUAGAAGAACGUUUGAAACAAGAUGUGAUCCGCGAAAUUACGUACCAUGAGGGCCGUAUUUUGUUACAUGGUGAGGACGAAGAGGGUAACGUCCUUGCUGCUUGGGAAGAAGUGAAUGUGAACGAUGUCAUGACUGUACGCGAGGUUAUGAUGAUGGCUGCGGCGGGAAUUACCGAAGAGUUGCAAAGUGAAAGCAGCAAUGAGGAUAACAAGAGAGAUGACCUUUCUGAUAGAGGAAAAUAUCUCACUGACAUACUAGACUAUCGACGUGUCCCUAUUACAGCAGAAAAGGCACCUGACUGGUGUGAUUUCGAUGAAAUACGUAACCUAAUAACCACCACUGAUUUAUCCAAAACAGCAUUGGUUGUCAACUGUCAAAUUGGAUUAGGACGAUCAACAUUAGGGACAAUUAUUGCGACCCUCGUUACUAAAUGGAUUAAGCAGGAUAGGACAACUCAGCAUAAUGAGCACCGUGGCAAAUGUCAAUAUUUGAACUACCAAAUUAUAAACAGUCUUCUACGUGUUAUUAAAAAUGGGUUAGAAGUGAAAAGCGCAGUAGAUAAUGCUAUUGACAAAUGUGGUGCUUUUCUCAAUUUACGUGAGAUUAUUGAAUCAGAACACGUCAAAGCUGAAGAGGAAGAAACUGAUGAAAACAAAAGACAAAUACAUAUCAAGCGUGCUAUCUCAGCUUUGCAGCGGUAUUUUGUCCUCAUUUGUUUUGAAGGAUACCUUCAAUCCACUUCUCCAGAGUCACUCGAUUCCACAGAAACCUUCCAAUCGUGGAUGAAUAGACAUUCUGAAAUAGGAACAUUGCUGUUAGAAUUUAAUAACCGCGACGAACGACUGAUAGUACCUGUAGAGAAAUCUAUUUCUGAAGGUGUUGCAUUAUCAAGUGAAAUUAUGGAUGUCGUUGCGUCACGCCAUGGUCAAGUGUUAAGCCAGCAAACUAUAUUGAAGCAGGAUGCCUUUCCGGGUUGCCAAAGGAUAAAUCUUAAAGAAAAGAUCGAAGGGGCUUACAACUUCAGACGGAUACCUGUGAAAGAGGUGAAGAGAUCGGUCAAAUUUCCACUUAAAGCUGCGGAUGAAGGCGGCUUGGCUGCAGAUUUAGAGCGGCCUGAUGACGCCGACUUGUCUCCUCCAUUUAUUUGUGGUUGCGGCAUGCCGUCCAAGAAUGCAAUUAAAUCAGUUUUAAAAUCCAUGCAAGCUGGUCCUGGUGGUAAAAGGCGCGUUCUAUGGACUUGCUUGCGUGAAGAACCUGUGCUAUAUGUUAACGGACUACCAUAUGUCCUUCGGUUGUUCCAAGAACCCUAUAAAAAUUUAGAGUCUACGGGUAUCACCACAGAUCGUGUAGAAUCUGUGGAAGAUCGUAUGAAGUUGGAUGCUAUAAAUGAAUGUAGAAAAUACAAUGAAAAGCUUUUGUUGCAUGAUGAAAAACCAAACGAAAAAGGCGAGUAUGAAUUAAUGGGCCUGUGGGAAACUAUUAGUAUAGAUGAGAUUGAAACCCCAAAAGAAGUAUUUCAAUCAAUUAAGAACGAAGGCUAUCAGGUUGACUAUUUGAGAAUACCAAUCACGGAUGAACAGGCACCCAUUCCAGAUGUAUUUGAUGAGCUUAUCUGUAGGACAAGAAUUGCUAAUAAAGGCGUCGAUGUGAUAUAUAACUGUCAAAUGGGCCGUGGGCGUACAACAACUGGCAUGGUUACUGCAUGUUUGAUGGCGAUGAUCAUGAACAAUGAACAUCUCAUAAUUGACAACGACGGUAUUAUUUCAGUUCAGUCACCUGUAGCAAGUCGAACAUCACUCUUUGAUGGUGUUUUUAAUAGCGAGACCGAAGAUUUUGUAGAAAGGAGCUAUCAUGAUGGUGAAUUCAAGAUUAUUCUACAGUUAGUCAGUAUACUGACAUAUGGAAAGCUCGCUAAGCGACUCGCUGAUAAAGCCAUCAAUAUUUGUGAUCAUAUGCAAAACCUUCGUCGAGCCAUUUAUGACUAUAAGCUGCACUUGAACACAAUUGAAGAUCAUAACUCUAAGCAAUACAAAAGCAUUCGAGAAGUCGCGUUGAACUAUUUGAUUCGGUAUUUUUACUUGAUUGUUUUUGCCAAUUAUCUGUUGGAAGAGCUUUCCGCAACGAAGCAUAUGAACGAUAAUGAUCAGAACAAACAAAACAUUGAGGAACAAGAAGCCAUCUGCAACGAUCGUGUUUCGAAUGUCUGCAGUUUUAAGAAUUGGCUCGAAGAUAGACGGGAAAUCACAAAUAUUCUGACCUUAAAGCAUGUAGAUUUAGACUAGUCUUCUGCUGAAUAUAGAACUGUACA
Molecule: messenger RNA, 4769 nt
Organism: Mycotypha africana
Lineage: Eukaryota; Fungi; Mucoromycota; Mucoromycetes; Mucorales; Mycotyphaceae
Product: inositol hexakisphosphate-domain-containing protein
Exons: 16
Coding region: 106-4743 (1545 amino acids)
Source: RefSeq, a predicted model, not a curated record